AUGAUCUUUAUUCAUCUUGAGAGCAGGAUGAGUGACAUGGACGCUAUUUGGCAGAUUUACCAGGGAGACAAGAUCGUCACGCGCUACAGCGAAGUCCAACGCCAAGCCGAGUCGUCUAGGCUGAAGUCGACGAGGGAAGGCACCUUUGCCAUGAUCCCAUAUGACUCUACUUUGGACAUCACCUUACACUGGAAUUUGACGGAUAUCCCAAAAACGACGCCGUUAACUGCGGGCAGCAAUUAA
This is a messenger RNA of Colletotrichum orchidophilum, 243 nucleotides long. RefSeq lists its product as uncharacterized. The transcript has a single exon. The record is from RefSeq and is a predicted model, not a curated record. Lineage: Eukaryota; Fungi; Ascomycota; Sordariomycetes; Glomerellales; Glomerellaceae. The coding region runs from base 1 to 243 and encodes 80 amino acids.